GUGUACCAAUAGAAGUCUACUGUUUCCUAAUAGAAGUAAAAAUGACGAGUCUACAUUUACUACUCUUUGUUUUUGUAGCAAAAAUCGUUGCCGCUACUGAUAGAGAUUGUGGGGUAUUACCAAUAACAUUAUGGAGCGGAGAGAAGUCGCGCAGGACGUCGAUGCUAAAGACACCAGUACAACUUGUCGUCAUCCAACACACGGUCUCACCUGCAUGUUACACUGACCAGGCUUGUGAGAGUAUUCUACGCGGUAUCAGGAUACAUCACAUCGUAGAUUUAGAUUUCAUCGAUAUUGGAACAUCAUUUCUUAUCGGUGGUAACGGCAGAGUAUACGAGGGCGCUGGCUGGCAACGCAUUGGCGCGCACACGAGGGGGUACAACGACAAAUCCAUCAGCAUAUCUUUUAUUGGGAACUUUAAUAAUGAACUGCCCACAUCUAAAGCAUUAAAAGCGGCUCAAGACUUAAUAAAUUGUGGUGUAUACAAUAACUAUUUGACCAAGGACUACGAACUGGUAGGACACCGACAGCUAUCUGCAACACAGAGCCCCGGCGACUCCCUACAGGACCUUAUAGAGACGUGGCCACAUUGGAAAAAGUUUGAUUAA
Papilio xuthus (Asian swallowtail) is the source of this 608-nucleotide messenger RNA. RefSeq names its product peptidoglycan recognition protein-like. Gene Ontology annotation, biological process: peptidoglycan catabolic process; innate immune response. Bases 42 to 608 code for a protein of 188 amino acids. NCBI's taxonomy places the organism in Eukaryota, Metazoa, Arthropoda, Insecta, Lepidoptera, Papilionidae. Gene Ontology annotation, molecular function: N-acetylmuramoyl-L-alanine amidase activity; zinc ion binding; peptidoglycan binding. The transcript is spliced from 4 exons. The record is from RefSeq and is a predicted model, not a curated record.